AUGAGGCUAUUUAACUCGAUUUUGUUAGCUGCCGCUUUUGCUCAAGAAGAAAGCUGCUUUGACAAGAUUGACAACUGCCAGAGUCUGAAAGAACAAGGCCGAUGCAGCGUUUUAAACAUCAAGACUGUCCAGUGUCGUCGAACUUGCGGCGAUUGCCCGAACGGAGCAGAUUACAGCGACAGGUGCUAUCGAGACUCGCCGUGCAACGAGAAAGGGACUGUGGGAGGAAACGCCGAGGGCUGCAGCAGCAUCGAUAGAGCGCCCUUCUUCAAGUGUAAAUGCAAAAAGUACUUUAGCGGCACAAACUGCGCCACUUUCAACUGCCCCUGCAAAAAUGGCGGCCAAUGUGCGCAGUGCUACGCUGACGAAUGCCAAACCACUCCUUCCUGCAUCUGCAAAGAUCCUUUCCAAGGCAAAUUUUGCGAGAAACGAAUCGCGGAGAAAAAAGCUCCUUAUUACGGACCCUGGUCGAACUGGGACAAGGCCUCUUGCGACGGAUUCACUGGACAAACGCGGACUCGCUACAGAUAUUGCACAGACGGGACAAAGCAGAGAAGCCCAACUUGUUGCAAAAGAGGCAGCAUCAAGAACAAGUUCUGCAGGAUGGAAUACGACGGCGAGCCAGUAACAGAAACUCAAAAAUGCGGCUCUGGACCGUUUUGGAGCGAGUGGAGUGCUUGGAACAGGGCUUGCGUUGCGGAAAAUGGAGGCAGAAACAUUUGGAGAAACAGAAAGUGCAUAGGUGGAAGAGCUUACGUUGACGAAGGCUGCCGCGAUCGAAACCCUGGAAGGAGGCAAACGAAGCGCUGUCCGACACCGCGAAAAGUCGGUUUGAAUUAA
Molecule: messenger RNA, 840 nt
Organism: Oikopleura dioica
Lineage: Eukaryota; Metazoa; Chordata; Appendicularia; Copelata; Oikopleuridae
Source: the annotation of a GenBank genome assembly